Trametes versicolor FP-101664 SS1 is the source of this 456-nucleotide messenger RNA. RefSeq lists its product as uncharacterized. The coding region runs from base 1 to 456 and encodes 151 amino acids. NCBI's taxonomy places the organism in Eukaryota, Fungi, Basidiomycota, Agaricomycetes, Polyporales, Polyporaceae. The transcript is spliced from 3 exons. The record is from RefSeq and is a predicted model, not a curated record.
AUGAGCAGCAUCCCCCGGCACCUCGACCCGAAGUUCCCCCAGCCCCAGAAGCAGCCGUCGCGGGACUCGCUGCGCUCGCUCGCCCGGUCGCACAUGAGCACCGCGAGCGACGGGUUCGAGGAGGACUUCCAGCGGCUGCCGUCGAGCCCGGCGCGGCUCGACAUCGAGCUGCCCGAGGCCGCGCUCGACCUCACGAUGGACUUCAACUCGAUCCUCGCGGUUGCAGAGGGCGCGCCGAAGGACGCGCAGAGCGUUGCUGAGAUGGACAAAGUACAGAAGCGGGCAAGCAACGUAAUGCGGCUUGCAGAGCAAAACGAGAAGCUGAAGGCCGAGCUGCGGGCGAUGACGGAGCGUCUAGAGGCGGCGGAGCGCAGGCAGCGGGAGCUGGCGCAGGCACAGGCGCAGAAGAGCGGCGGCGGCGCACAGCGGCAGGCGUCGGGGGAGAGCGCCCAUUAG